CCGCCCCGCUCCCCGCGGUGCGGCGCCGAUCGCGCUCCGGGCGGGUUCCGGUGCCGGUGCCGCCAUGGUGGGCCCGGGCCCGGGCGCGGCUCCGCUGGAGAACGCGAACCCGCUCAUCUACCGCCGCUCCGGGGAGCGCCCCGUGACCGCCCGCGAGGAGGACGAUGAGCUGCCCGACGCCAUCGACGACCGGGAGAUCUUCGAUCUCAUCCGCUCCAUCAAUGACCCCGAGCACCCGCUCACCCUGGAGGAGCUGAACGUCGUCGAGCAAAUGCGAGUGAAAGUGAGAUCCCGCCGGGAUG
This is a messenger RNA of Passer montanus (Eurasian tree sparrow), 302 nucleotides long. RefSeq names its product cytosolic iron-sulfur assembly component 2B-like. The record is from RefSeq and is a predicted model, not a curated record. The transcript is spliced from 2 exons. Gene Ontology annotation, cellular component: cytosolic [4Fe-4S] assembly targeting complex. Lineage: Eukaryota; Metazoa; Chordata; Aves; Passeriformes; Passeridae. Gene Ontology annotation, biological process: iron-sulfur cluster assembly. The annotation marks the transcript as partial.